Messenger RNA from Echinops telfairi (small Madagascar hedgehog), 3545 nucleotides. RefSeq names its product carnosine N-methyltransferase 1 (gene CARNMT1). The transcript is spliced from 8 exons. NCBI's taxonomy places the organism in Eukaryota, Metazoa, Chordata, Mammalia, Afrosoricida, Tenrecidae. Gene Ontology annotation, molecular function: S-adenosylmethionine-dependent methyltransferase activity. Bases 148 to 1083 code for a protein of 311 amino acids. The record is from RefSeq and is a predicted model, not a curated record.
GAGGGUGGUGAAGUCGCCCCCGGCUGGGCGUGAUCUCGUGUGUGUGGUCAAUGCCCUCGGAACGGAGCAGACGGCGGGCCCAAGUUCACCUGCACGUGGGAUGCCGUAGGACACGAUUCGCUAAAUGGUUUCCAAGCCUGCACCAGUAUGCAUGAGCGAGUGCACCGGACGGAAAGACAGUUUCGAUCACUUCCAGCUAAUCAACAGAAACUCCUUCCACACUUUCCUCUUCACUUGGACAAGAUCCGGACGUGCAUUGACCAUAAUCAAGACAUCCUACUGACUAUUGUGAAUGAUUGCAUACACAUGUUUGAGAAUAAAGAAUAUGGAGAAGAUGGGAAUGGAAAGAUGAUGAUGCCUGCAUCGACAUUUGACAUGGAUAAGUUAAAGUCCACGUUGAAACAGUUUGUGAGAGAUUGGAGUGAAACUGGGAAAGCAGAGAGGGAUGCCUGCUACCAGCCGAUCAUUAAAGAAAUUUUAAAAAAUUUUCCAAAAGACAGAUGGUUUUCUUUUGAGGAUCAAUGUUCUGAAAUUAAUAAGUAUAAGCUCUAUCCCUGGAUUCAUCAGUUUAGUAACAACCGGAGGUCAGCUGAUCAGAUUCGACCCAUCUUUUUCCCCGAUGUUGACCCCCACAGUCUUCCCCCUGGUUCCAACUUUUCUAUGACAGCAGGGGAUUUUCAGGAGAUCUACUCAGAAUGCAAUACCUGGGAUUGUAUUGCUACCUGUUUCUUCAUAGAUACAGCUCACAAUGUAAUUGAUUAUAUUGAUACAAUAUGGAAAAUACUCAAGCCAGGUGGAAUUUGGAUUAAUCUUGGUCCUCUGCUGUACCACUUUGAAAAUUUGGCAAAUGAACUUUCUAUAGAAUUGAGCUAUGAAGAUAUAAAAAAUGUUGUUCUGCAGUAUGGAUUCCAGGUAGAGGUGGAAGCGGAGUCUGUGUUGUCCACCUACACUGGGAACGAGCUGUCCAUGAUGAAGCACUACUACGAGUGCGUCCUGUUCGUGGUGCGUAAGCCCCGGCAGUUGUCUCAGACGGCGUCUCUAGGACAAGGUUUAACGAGAACAAAUGCCGACAUAAACAAUUAAAAUCACCUAUCAGUAAUGACAUGACAAGACCUCAAAUCAGUGGUGCCUUCUUAUUUCUAAAACAAUUUAGGAAUAGCAUCUAUUUUCUUAAUAUGUGUCUAUUGCUUUUUCAGAAGGAUACUAUGCCAUGCAUAUUUGUACUGCACAAGUGAAAAUGGAGGCAAUGUCUUGAAGUACGUUGUUUCUGUGAAGCGCAGAAUUGUAUCAGUAGGAAAAAACCAUAUCUGCAGUGUCUUCAUGAGGCUGUCCUAUUGCAAAUCUGCCAUAUUGAUAACGAAUAGUAUUGCAGCCCAUAAUAGUCUCUCUUGUUGCUUUAUACACAUCGAACAUGUUAUGUUUUAGAAGUACCUAAGGAUCUUCCGUCACAUUCAGCAUCUGGAUAUGGGACUUCAGUUCACUACGGACCUAAGCAAUCUAGACAGAUUAUGUGUCUUAUUCGAACUAUUAUUACUGAUUUCUAGCUCAGUUGAACUUAGGGAAGCAUCAAGUAUUUCAUUCUUUUAUAUGCUAAAUUUAAUAUGUUCACUAGCCAGUAAGCUAAAAAAUUAAGGCUUCAACCACACUCAGUUAAGCAUUUUUGGUAAAACAUUCUUAUCAUUGAAUCACUCUGAAAUAUUUGAGAUCUCAACAGCAUGAGUGAGGCACUAGUUUGUCCUUGUUAAAGGUAUUGUUAGUCAACUGGGAAAAGAAGAAUAAAAUGUUGCCCACUCGAUAUGUGACUCAAAACGAUAAAUGGAUGCAGUUUGUCAGUGUGAUGUUUACAAUAAUGCCUUUUCUUUAGAUUAUAUGAAUUACAAAAGCAAGCACUUUUUUUUUUCUCCAUAAAACAACAUACUAGUAACAGUGGUAUUAAUGUGGGAAAUUUUAAAAAGUGAAAAUCAGGGAUAAAUUACUGCCCUUGGUCUGUGUCUUUUAAUAUUCCAUAAGCAGCAGCCAAUAAUGUAAAUUCAGAUUAACACCAGUUUUAUUCCCUGAUAGCUGGAGCUUGCUUUAAAUUUCUGCUGCUGUAAAUUUCUACCUCUAGAAGAUCUUUAUUGGAGAGAGUUUUCCUUUGUAUUUUUGUAUGUUUAUUACUCUUUUCCCAAUAGUUGGGAAAGCCUAGAUGACUAAUUUAAUGUUUUUAAUUUUUUUCUUGGAGAAAAGGAAGUACUCUUGUUGGAUAUUUUCACUGAUGAUUGUGCUUGAGUUAACUGACACCUCUGUGGGGAGUUGGAUUAAUGCAGACGGACUUAGUUUCAAUGGUGCUGGCAGGAUAAAUGGCAUUUUAGAAUCAGAGGCAGGUGUAGAGUGUUAGAACUUUGUGGCCAGGUUGAAGGAGUCAUGAUGUGCUCUGAUGUCUUGGUAGCAGGACCGUCUGCACACAGGCGAGGAGGCCGUGUGCUCUUUUCUUGAGCUGUGCGGUAAGCAGUUCUCCUGAGCUCAUUUCACUUGUCGAGUUCUGGAAGCCCGUAGUCAGGUUUUCUAUUCUGCCAGUGUUUGGCAGGAAUUAUUACCUACACGAAUGACCUUGAAAUUAACUGUAGUACAGGGAAAAGAAAAACAAUUUUUGUUUGUUUUUGGAAAGACACUUAAAGGAGUCCAACUGAGUAUUAGAGUGCGCCAUUGAAAAGAAGGCAUGCUGUUCUUGAAUAUUUUAAAAAUGUUUUAUUCACUGACUAGUAUUUACUUUUUUAUAACAUGUAUCAAAACAAAAGGUCCUUGUUUUUAACAGAGACAACCGAAAGGGUCAAUACCAAUUGUUCUUGCAAUCAAGAUUUAUUCUUUAAUAAUAGCAAGUUAUGUUUCUCACUUGGAGCUAAUAUUUUAGUUAAUUCUGGAAUCAGGUAUUUCAUUUGCUUUUUGCUUUUCCUUUGUAUCAUGAAUGUUAACUAUGUUCUACACAAGUUUGCAUCUUAUUUUUUCCUUAGAACUUUUGUUGCAGUUAAUAUAUUCAAAACUUGAAUGUGUUAUUGAUCAGUCAAAAAGUGUUAAUAAAUUUGCAUUUCUUGUGUUCCAUUCUAUUUAAGUGUAAGCCUUAAAUUAAGCGAAAAAAUUUCCCUCCAAAUUUUUGCCGUGUCACAUUUUCCUAAGGUGACAAAGGUAAAUGAUUGUGUGGUUUUUUGUUUUUAAAUUACCGUAACUGAAAUAAUUGGGUUAGGCUAUGUUAACCAAGUGAGCAUGGUGGACUAUAACAUGAACAGAUGCUCUGAAUCGCAGUGUAAGAGACGACGUUUGGGAACUGUAAAAUGUGUGCUGUGUUUAUAUGUUUUCUCAUUCUAGAAGUCACCACACAAGCUGAAUUGGAAGCUUCAUGGCUGCAUGAAAUUUCCUGUAUUUUUAAUGUGUAUGAUGGACUUAAUUUUCCUUGAAUAUUAAAGUCUGCUGGUUGCUAUGAAAUCAUACUUGCUUGGUUGUAUCCAUGUAAGUUAGUGAUAACCAUAAAAGGAAAUUUUAAUUAAUUAAACACAUACUUUGGAACUCUU